Centropristis striata (black sea bass) is the source of this 1484-nucleotide messenger RNA. It is a transcript of the gene wwox, whose product is annotated as WW domain containing oxidoreductase. The coding region runs from base 229 to 1467 and encodes 412 amino acids. Lineage: Eukaryota; Metazoa; Chordata; Actinopteri; Perciformes; Serranidae. The transcript has 9 exons. Gene Ontology annotation, molecular function: protein binding. The record is from RefSeq and is a predicted model, not a curated record.
GAAAAAAGGACAAUAUUGACUUCAUUGUAGAAACAGCAGCACCUUUCUACAGCCUCAAUUUCCCAAAAGGCAUUUCGGUUUGCGUCACUGUGUUGUUGCGGAAGUGCCAGGAAACGCUGUGCUGUUAAUACUCUGACAGUUGAAUUAAUUUCUUCAGACCAGAUAAUUUCUCGCAGGUUUUGUGUUUAUAGCGCCGUCAUAUUCGUCCAAAAAACAAAAACGUGAGUUAUGGCAGCUCUAAAAUACGCCGGUAUGGACGACACAGACAGUGAGGAUGAGUUACCUCCUGGAUGGGAAGAAAGAUCUACGAAAGAUGGUUGGGUCUACUAUGCAAACCAUGAUGAGAUGAAGACACAGUGGGAACACCCAAAGACAGGAAAGAAAAAGCGUUGUGCUGGAGAUUUACCGUAUGGUUGGGAGCAAGAAACAGAUGAAAAAGGACAAAUAAUUUAUGUUGAUCACAUUAACAAGCGGACCACAUAUUUUGACCCGCGGCAGGCAUUUACAGUAGAGGAUGUGGUGGUGAAGCCAAAACGUUAUGAUGGAAACACAUCUGCUCUGGAGAUCCUGCAGGGUCGUGAUCUCUCUGACAAAGUUGUCCUCAUCACUGGAGCCAACGCUGGCAUUGGCUUUGAGACAGCCAGGUCUUUUGCUCUUCAUGGUGCCCAUGUGAUCCUGGCGUGUCGAAACCUGUCCCGGGCCAGCAAGGCAGUUAGCCUCAUUCAGCAGGAGUGGCAUAAAGCCAGAGUAGAAGCCAUGAUGUGUGACCUGGCCUCUCUCCGCAGUGUCAGGGAGUUUGCAGAGUCUUACAAGGCCAAGAAAUUGCCCAUUCACAUUCUGGUGUGUAAUGCAGCAGUGUUCGCUCAGCCCUGGAGCUUCACGGAGGACGGCCUCGAGUCCACAUUCCAGAUCUGCCACCUUGGCCACUUCCUGCUUGUCCAGUGUCUACAGGACGUGCUGCGUCGCUCGGCCCCCGCCCGUGUUGUGGUGGUGUCUUCUGAGAGCCACAGGUUCACAGACCUGUUUGACUCCUGUGGCAAGGUGGACUUGGCCCUGCUGUCCCCCGCAAAGAAGGAGUACUGGUCCAUGCUGGCUUACAAUCGCGCCAAACUCUGUAACAUCCUCUUCAGUAACGAACUCCACCGCCGGCUCUCUCCUCACGGUGUCACCUCCAACGCAUUGCAUCCUGGGAACAUGAUGUACACCUCCAUUCACCGGAGCUGGUGGCUGAUGACCUUUCUCUUCACUCUGGGCAGGCCGUUCAGCAAGAGUAUGCAACAAGGGGCGGCCACCACGGUGUACUGCGCCGUAGCUCCGGAGCUGGAGGGUUUAGGCGGCAUGUACUUCAACAACUGCUUCCGGUGUGUGCCGUCCACCCAGGCCCAGGACCAGAGCUGCGCUGCCAGCCUGUGGGAGCUGAGCGAGCGCCUGGUUGCGGAGAGGUCAGCAGGCAUACAGGCCCUCUGAUGGACAGAGGAGGAGGA